This is a messenger RNA of Frankliniella occidentalis (western flower thrips), 2034 nucleotides long. RefSeq lists its product as uncharacterized. The transcript has 9 exons. NCBI's taxonomy places the organism in Eukaryota, Metazoa, Arthropoda, Insecta, Thysanoptera, Thripidae. The record is from RefSeq and is a predicted model, not a curated record. The coding region runs from base 314 to 1927 and encodes 537 amino acids.
UAAACAACACUAAUUCAGACGAGUUUCUGAUGAACUUGCAUUUGCAGUCUGCAACAUGCACCAGUGGCGUUUUUAGUAGACAUCAUAUUGGACAGAUAUUGAUUUUGCAAGUGCCUCUCCUGUAAAUUACAACUCUCUCCCUAAAAGCAAUUUCUGGACCACCAUAUUCUCAAGUAACGAGAACACUUAAAAUAUUCCUUUCAGUUGGAAUCGGAUUCUUUUGUCAUCAUUUGUGGUGCAAACGUUAAUAUCCCUGGUAGGCUGGGUCACAUCUAGAUGAGCUCUAUCCAUGUUAUAAAAAGGCCAACUUUGAAUGUGUAAAUCACGUUCAGUGAAAUUAAAAAUGUCUCAAGAAUUGGACAACUGUCACCAGACCCUCAGCAACCCAACUCCAUUUCGAAGCAAUCUAAAAUUAAUCACAUCCCUUUUGCCAACCGUGAGUGAUGAUGUGCUUGAUACAAUACGAGCUAUUGUUCCACCACCACCCCCCGUUUUAACAACUCUCUGUGCAAGAUUAGAUUGUGACAGUCCUAAUUCAACUUUAGAUGACAGUGAUGACAGUAGUCUACUUGGGGAGUGUCUUUACACACGUCGCCCCACAGAGGAAAGCCUUUUGGAAAAAGUAAGAGGUCCAACAUAUUCUGUACAAGAAGCUGUAAUUAAAAUUGAAGAACUUUUUUUCCAACUUAUAGAGCCAAAUAAAUAUACAGAUAAGAAUGAACUGACAGAUUGUAUUUUGCAAAUUAUGGUGCUUUGGCCCGAAGACUCAGCACUGCAGGAACAGUGUCUUAACUGUUUUGUACGACUAAAUGAGCAAAACAAUGACUUCUGCCCAUCUCAGCCGGUUUUAAAUUCUAUCUUAUCUACUAUGAAUCAGUAUACCACAAAUGAAAUGAUUAACAGAAGCGGUUUCAAACUUUUAAUGGGGAAAAAUAUUUAUAACCUAUUAAAUUGCAAGAUAGACCUUGCAAAAUUAGUUUUUAAUGCAUUGUGCAGAAUAAAUGGAGUGGAUUAUUUUAUAGUCUACGCCAAAAAUAUAGUCAGAGAUCUGGAGCCACUGGAAAAGUCUCAGCUCAGAUCAGAGAAACAUUACAUUGAAAUGUUGUUGGACUUCCCAAGUCGCCAAAAUGACACAGUGACCAUAAUGUUACGAUGGUGUGCUUUGGACAUCUUGAUGAUGCUGGCAGAAGAAACAAAGCAGUGGGAUACGUUAAUCUCUGUAGACGGCCAAUCAAAGUUGCAAAGGCUGUGUCAAAUACCAGAAUUUGAAGACAGAUGCAGAUUUAUACUGGACAAAACUUUUCCUUCACACAAUUUCAAGGUCAGUGAAUCAUUCAUGCACUCUCCAGCUUUUAUGAGCAUCACAGAAAAAUCUUUGAUGCAGCCAAAACAUAGGCAAGUGGGUAACUUGAGUCAUGAAUGUAUUAGAAUGGCACAAGGGGAGAAAUCUUUAACGCAGGAUAAUAAUGAAUACAAUGGAAGACCACUGACCCCAUCACCAGUGCACCACACAGCUGUGAAUUUUGAUGACAAGAAAUUAUCAGAGGAUGAAAUUUUACUAUCAUGUUCUCCACCACCAGAAGACUGUGUACGGACAGGGACACAGGCAUGGACAGGGAAAGAAAAUGAUAUAAGAAAUGCGUACACACCAAAUCAAAAUGCAGAACAGAAAAGUACUAGUAAUAAUAUAAGACAAAACUGUACACAGAAAGGUGUCAGUAAAGUCGGAGCUCCUAUAAAAUCAAAAUUUCAGAUAUCUGUAGGAAGUGAUAUUCUUACAAGUUGUAUUAUUUGUAAAGAGCCAAAGGGUAAGCACAUUCUCUUGGUAAAACAACUGAAACAAAUAGCACACUGUCUUCAUCAACCUAGCAACUUGUUGUUGUUUAAGUGCUUAGAAGCAAAUAUUUGUGAGGAUCACAGGAUGUGAAUCUUGUUCUUUCUUCUAAGUGUGACAUAGUGUAAUGUUUUUAAACCUGUUCCAUUUUCUUCAUUAAUUAAUUUAUUAUUUUAAUAAAAUUAAUAUAUAUGUUCUUA